This is a messenger RNA of Sardina pilchardus (European sardine), 1772 nucleotides long. Its product is annotated as putative nuclease HARBI1. Lineage: Eukaryota; Metazoa; Chordata; Actinopteri; Clupeiformes; Clupeidae. The record is from RefSeq and is a predicted model, not a curated record. The transcript has 3 exons. The coding region runs from base 63 to 1319 and encodes 418 amino acids.
CGGCAGAACAAGAAGCACUGUGGUCCAAGGCACUGUGCAUUUUUGAAUCACUUCAGUCGCGAAUGAAGUUGAUAUUGUUUUUGGGUUAUCAAAUGGCAAUGCUUGCUAUGGAAGACACGAGUGAACAAACAAGAAGGACACAGCCGAGGAUACGCCGGGGGCAUUCGGAGGUUAAACAGCUAUUGAAGCUACGACGAAAGCGGAGACGGAGAUGUUUGGCGAUUCUCGAUCAAUUGCCAUUGAAAUCUGGAAGAACGGUGUGGAAGUUCGAUAGACCACAAGGGCCAGAGUUUUGGUCGAAUGCUCUCAAACAUUUUGAUGAUGUUGAGUGGCUGAAGCGUUUCCGUAUGUCGCGGCGUACUUUUGAAUAUUUGUUGGGACUUGUUGAACAACACCUGAGGCGCAAAACAACAAACUGGCGACAGCCACUGGAGCCUCGAGUCAGACUUGCCAUUGCUUUGUGGUGGUAUGCUACCCCGUCAGAAUACAGGUCCAUCAGCUGUAUUUUUGGCGUUGGAAUUACUACCGUGUGCAUGACAGUGCGUGAAGUAGGCGCAGUGUUGAAGACACUUCUUCAUCGCUUUGUUAGCAUGCCAAGUGGGACUCGUCUUCAGGAAACUGUCGACGGUUUUGCUGCACGGGGGUAUCCGAUGUGUGCAGGUGCUAUAGAUGGCACGCAUAUCCCUAUCCUCACGCCAAGACACGACCCAGCCUCCUAUUACAACCGAAAGGGCUGGCAUUCCGUUGUCCUCCAAGCUGUCGUGGAUCAUAACCUCUGCUUUACAGAUUUGUUCGUGGGAAGGCCUGGCCGUAUGCACGAUGCCCACAUAUUUGCCAACUCCCACCUCUUCAAAAAGGUCGAAGAUGAACAAGGAGGGUACCUGUUUCCACGCGAGGUGUCCAGAACUGUAAAUGGUGUGGAGAUCCCUGUGCAUAUCAUUGGCGACCCUGCAUAUCCCCUCAGAAAGUGGCUGAUGAAGGGUUUCACCAACCAACAGGCACUCACGAAGCAAGAGCAGAAUUAUAACGGUCACUUGAACUCGGCAAGGAUGGUGGCGGAAAAAUCAUUUGGGCGUCUCAAAGGUCGUUGGAGGUGCCUGGCCAAACGACUAGAUAUUGCCACUGCUUCAGUAUCCGAUGUUGUACUCGCCUGUUGUGUUCUCCACAACAUAUGUGAGAUCCACAAAGAAGACUUCUUGCCAGAGUGGAACAUUGCUGGAGACCAGAGAUGCCAGGUACCUAGCCAGGUUGCUCACCAAGAUCCACAGGCACACACUGGUUACCAAGCUAUCCGGGAAGCUGUUAUGUCAAUUCUCUGAACUGUGCCAAGUCUAUUUGACAUUUUGUGGCUGCUGUACAUUUUCUGUAAAUAAAAUACUCUAAGGAUUCACAUGGUGUUGUAUAACUUAACUGACUAAAACAUGUGUAUGAUAAUCAGCCCAACUAGGAAUUAGCUAUGUGUUUGUACCUGAUGUUGUACUCGCCUGUUGUGUUCUCCACAACAUAUGUGAGAUCCACAAAGAAGAUUUCUUGCCAGAGUGGAACAUUGCUGGAGACCAGAGAUGCCAGGUCCCUAGCCAGGUUGCUCACCAAGAUCCACAGGCACACACUGGUUACCAAGCUAUCCAGGAAGCUAUUAUGUCAAUUCUCUGAUCUGUGCCAAUUCUACGACAUUUUGUGACUGCUGUAUAUUUUUUUGUAAAUAAAAUACUCAAAGGAUUCACAUAGUGUUGUUGUAUGAGAAUGUACGCGUGUUUUUAGUAAGUUGCUAU